AUGGCGCCGCGCACACUGAUCCUGCUGCUGGCGGCUGCCCUGGCCCUGACCCAGACCCGCGCGGGCUCACACUCGCUGCUGUAUUUUGAGACCUUUGUGUCCCGGCCCGGCCUCGGGAAACCACGGUUCAUCUCUGUCGGCUACGUGGACGACACGCAGUUCCUGUGCUUCGACAGCGACUCGGAGAAUCCAAGAUAUGAGCCGCGCGAGCCGUGGGUGGAGCAGGAGGGGCCGGAGUAUUGGGACCGGAACACACGGAGAGCCAAGAACGCAGAGAAGAUUUUCCGAGUGAGCCUGAGGACCCUCUUCCGCUACUACAACCAGAGCGAGGACGGUUCUCAUGCGGUCCAGCACAUGUAUGGCUGUGACGUGGGGUCGGACGGGAGGCUCCUCCGCGGGUACAUGCAGCUCGCCUACGAUGGCCGCGAUUACAUCGCCCUGAACAAAGACCUGAAAACGUGGACGGCGGCGGACAUGGCAGCACAAAUCACCCGACGCAAGUGGGAGCAGACUGCUGAAGCAGAGAUACACAGGGCCUACCUGGAGGGCGAGUGCGUGGAGUCGCUCCUCAGAUACCUGGAGCUCGGGAAGGAGACGCUGCUGAGCACAGAUCCCCCAAAGGCACAUGUGACCCAUCACCCCAGAUCUGAAGGUGAAGUCACUCUGAGGUGCUGGGCCCUGGGCUUCUACCCUGCUGACAUCACCUUGACCUGGCAGUUGAAUGGGGAGGACCUGACCCAGGACAUGGAGCUUGUGGAGACCAGGCCUUCAGGGGAUGGAACCUUCCAGAAGUGGGCAUCUGUGGUGGUGCCUCUUGGGAACGAGCAGAGUUACACAUGCCAUGUGCAACAUGAGGGGCUGCCUGAGCCCCUCACCCUGAGAUGGGAGCCUCCUCCAUCCACUGACUCUUACAUGGGGAUCAUUGCUGUUCUGGUUGUCCUUGGAGCUGUGGCCAUCAUUGGGGGUGUGAUGGCUUUUUUGAUGAAGAGAAAGAGAAACACAGGUGGAACAGGAGGAGUCUAUGCUCUGGCUCCAGUCAGGGAAAGCUCCCAGAGGUCUGAUAUGUCUCACUGA
Messenger RNA from Arvicanthis niloticus (Nile rat), 1074 nucleotides. NCBI's taxonomy places the organism in Eukaryota, Metazoa, Chordata, Mammalia, Rodentia, Muridae. The record is from RefSeq and is a predicted model, not a curated record.